GAUAGAUAUGCCAAUUUUACCAUCCUAUAUGUAUGUGGUUCAAUACUUCACGCACCAAACUUUUCUUUUUUUCUUGAGUUUAAAUGGUAAAUAAAUUUGUUAAGUCUCGCUUUCAAUUUAUUUUUCCACGAACAAAACACGCCAAUACGAAAUUAUUUGAAACCGACGGCUUCUCUAUAACUGCUCGCCCAUCCCUCUUCCAUCACGGGGACAACUGACAAAAUCUCUUCCAUGUUUCAUAGUUUUCCUCAAAACAAACAAAACAUGAAUUCUUCUUCACACUAUCUUUCUUCUACUCUCUUCGUCUCCCUCCUCCUCCUCCACUCAUCUCUCUCCUCCGCCACCAGUAUCACCGCCAUCCCUCCGCCGGAGCAACGCUGGGGAACUAUUUCCGAUCAACCCGCGGGGAAUGAGAAUGAGAAUGGCCUCAUCCACGAAGCAUGCAAAGCCUCACGUGACCCACCGACAUGUGAGUCUACAUUAUCCGAAUCGGGUCACGUUCCGCCUCCCACUACUACUAAUUCAACCCUCUUAAAUGUCAUUCAAUCCGCCACGUGGGCCUCCUCGGAAAACCUCAACUUAGCCACCGCCAUGGUGAGCUCCAUACUGAACGCCUCCCUCGCCGCCGGCGAUCUCAACCUCACCACCGCCGCCAGAGGCUGCCUGGACGGCCUUAUCAACUCCCAGUACCGGACGGUUUCGACGGCCGAGGCUCUGACACUUGGAAGGAUAAAAGACGCACGUGCAUGGAUGAGCGCGGCUUUGGGUUACGAAUCCGGGUGCUCCGUCGGGUUGGCUAAAGUAAACCGGGAUUACAAGACCAACGAAUCGGUGGCGUUCCUAAACAAGUUAGCUUUCUUGACCGGUAACGCAUUGGCAAUGAUGGUGAACUACGACAAUUUCGGUGAGGACCCCCGAUCUUGGGGCCCCGUCCGGACCGAGCGGAACGGGUUUUGGGAUCGGGUCGAUGGGUCCGGUUCCGGGUUCUACUUUUCCGGCGGGAUACCCUGGGGCUUGGAGGUGAACGUCACUGUGUGCAAAGAUGGCGGCGGCUGCGAUUUCCAGACGGUGCAGGAGGCGGUGAAUGUGGCUCCCGACAACCGUGGAGUUGGCCGGAAAUUCGUGAUAUGGAUCAAGUCGGGUGUUUACGAGGAGAUAGUCCGGGUACCGUUACAGAAGAAAAAUGUUGUGUUUUUGGGUGAUGGAAUGGGUAAAACUGUGAUGACGGGUUCAUUGAAUGUAGGCAUGCCUGGAAUUUCGACCUAUUAUUCAGCUACUGUCGGGGUCGUGGGGGACGGAUUCAUGGCGAGCAACAUCACUUUCCAGAACACAGCAGGGCCACCGACUUCCCAAGCAGUAGCAUUCCGAUCACAAUCCGAUCUCUCGGUGAUCGAAAACUGCGAAUUCCUCGGCAAUCAAGACACACUGUACGCACAUUCCCUCCGGCAAUACUACAAAUCCUGUCGAAUCCAGGGAAACGUCGACUUCAUCUUCGGCAAUGCGGCGGCCUUCUUUCAAGACUGCACCAUCCUAGUGGUUCCUCGCCAGGCCAAACCCGAAGCCGGAGAAACCAACGCCGUGACAGCCCAAUCCAGGACGGACGCGUGUCAGUCGACGGGUUUCGUUUUCUACAACUGUGUGGUCAAUGGUACGGAAGAGUACAUGGUGUUGUACAACAGCAAGCCCGGAAUCCAUCGGAAUUUCCUCGGCCGGCCCUGGAAGGAAUAUUCCAGGACCGUUUACAUAAAUUCGAGUUUGGGAUCUCUCCUUUCUUCUCAGGGAUGGAUGCCCUGGAGCGGCGAAUUCGCUUUGGCGACUCUUUAUUAUGGCGAAUUCGGGAAUGGAGGACCUGGUGCUGAUUUAGCUGGUCGUGUGCCUUGGAGUAGCCAAAUUCCUGAAGAACAUGUUAAUGUGUAUACUGUUGGAAACUUCAUUCAAGGUGAUGAUUGGAUUAGCAAAAGUGCGUGAUUUAACACUGAACUGUUUGAUUAUAGGAGUUAGGCAGAACAAAAACUCUGACAGAAUUAUAUUUGAAAGGGGAAAUAAAGCCCCCUCAAUAUUGGAGUGUUGACAUGACAUAGCAUAUAGAGAUGGAUACCUGCGGAACUUCAUUGGUCCGAUUCUCUUAGAUCAAGUCCUUAGAAGUUACUCGCUCUGACCGAAA
Messenger RNA from Oldenlandia corymbosa var. corymbosa, 2164 nucleotides. The record is from the annotation of a GenBank genome assembly. Lineage: Eukaryota; Viridiplantae; Streptophyta; Magnoliopsida; Gentianales; Rubiaceae.